Molecule: messenger RNA, 4677 nt
Organism: Manis javanica (Malayan pangolin)
Lineage: Eukaryota; Metazoa; Chordata; Mammalia; Pholidota; Manidae
Gene: STMND1
Product: stathmin domain containing 1
Source: RefSeq, a predicted model, not a curated record
UAAAAAGGAAAAGACCCAGGAAAGAACCAGUUGCUCCGUGGAGCAGUCCUCCUGGUCCGCUGCUUCUGACGGAUCCCACCUUUCCCAGGUGAUUUUCUGAGACAUGCACACCCAUGCUCAGCCCUUAAGGCUCCUAAAAUGCGUCUCCCAUGAAAAUGAUUCGCGGAACCACUUCGCGGCUAUUAUAACCCUGAAUGUCUGGUCCCCCUUCCCCCCGGCGGCCUCCGUGUGCACGAUCGUCCCUCGGGGUCGCCCCGCGACAGCGCCGCCUGGGGCACCCCCUCCGCCCUCCUGGCCGCAAGCGCUGCUUCCGCGGGUUCGACCCCUGCGUCGGCUUCUCACGACCGCCUUCUCCUCGGUCCCCACCGAGUCCGAAGCACAAAUGUCGGCAACUCCCGGGAGCGGCCAGGCAGCGGGGGUGGGGGCGCGACCCGGGGAGAUCGCGGCGGGACGCGGGACCGCAGUGCUUUUAGAGCCACCCCGGCCCGGCAGUGGGCCCCCCGCUCCUCUCGGGGGGGCUGCGGCUCGCCUCCUAGACGCCUCCGGUCUCCCCGUUUCCAGGAACAGAAGUCCCGCCGCCGCGCGCGGGUCCCAGGGGCGCGUGACGCGGUUUAUUGUGGCAACGGGUCCCGGCAGCUGCCCAGGCUGACGUUGGUGCGACUGAUUCCAGGGGGACCUGCAGCCCUCAGAUGGAAGCUGUCCUGCCCAGGGACACUGUGAGCAGCCCCAAAGGUUUGGAAAAACAAGCCCAGCUGGGAAGCUUGCCCGGAACCAUUCUGGAAAGUUCCCCAUCUCUUAGUGAAAGAAAUGGAAGAGUAAAUUCAGUCCUAGGGACCGGCGGACCGGUCCGUAAGCCCCAAGCCCUGGGGAAUGGAGAGCGACCAAAGUCGUCAGACAUCCUGGAGGAAUUAAUUGUUCAAGGAAUAAUACAGAGCCACAGCAAAGGAUCUAGAAACGGAGAAUCAGAUGAUAUCAUGGUAGACACGGCCAAGGCACCGCUGAGAAAGCCACCAGCCAGGCUGGAAAAACUUAAGAUCGACAACGAGGCGAAGGCCUUCCCACGGAAGGUCAGAGCAGAGAGGCAGUGGGCGGUGGAGCCGGGGAGGAAGGCACCCCAGCUCCUGCAGGAGACCAAAGAAGAAGUAGAAAGGCUGCGGGGUGACGGGCGCCGGCCCCCAGGUAGCCCUUCGGGUCCUGCUGGAGCGGGCGGCGCUGAGCAUCCUCUUUCCAAAGGACCCCAGGCCGGGCGCGGACCUGCUGACCCCCAGGACGGGAAGCCUCUGAGAAGGGAGGCGAGCCGGGGGGCUGCCGCGUCAAGGGCUAGAAACUUCAGUUACGGCGGAAUCGGGGCUGUGGAGUCAGACGAGUCCUACAACCGGGCAGACGACGAAUUCUAAUAAGCCGUCUUACGUGGAUUUUGUGAAAAGGCGUCACUCCGCCCUGGGGGCAUUCUGAGUCUCUCCUGUCUCCUGUCUCCUGCCUGCAGCCCCCCGGGAUUUGCCUUCGGUUUGGGAACAAUUGCGGGGCUGAACGGGCUGGAGAUGCGUUAGGUAGCUUCAAUGUCCCCGCGAGCUUUGAACUUGACCAGCUUCAAGGUUAGGAAGUUGGCAUUCUCCUUCAACGCGGAUUUAAACACAGUGAUGAAGACGUGUUUCAUUUACAAGUUCCUUCCAAUUUAAUGUGUUUAUGCCAAAUAGAAUCCUUCUUUCGUGCUUCUGUCCAUUGGCUGUGCCCACCCGAGAGGGUCCUUUGAGACAAAUUGCAUGGACUUGUAUUAAGCGUUUUAAUGAUCUGUAUGCUUCCUAUGCUGUAUUUUUAGUUUUCUUCGUUAAUUCUCUGUGUGUUGUGAAGGCUGAAGGCACUGUCUUGAAGUCAGUUCAAUUACAGUUUCAUCCAUAUAGCUUUAGGAAGCGAUAGCCGGUCUGAGAAUUAAAUAUAGAGUUUUCUUCAUAUGAAAAACGAAAACUUCAACUAGGUCUAGGGGCGGAAGCAGGUCCAGGGGAGGGGGUAGGCUGGGAGGGGGCCCUAAUGCCAGUGCCUGAGGCCAAAGGACACCAGGCUGCACGUGCUGAGCCGCAGGACGGGACGCUGCUGAGAAGAGAGGCGAGUCGGGGGGCUGCCACGCCAAAGGCCAGCUCCCUGGGGGCUCUCUGAGCUGAGGACUUGGCUGGCCUCCGUUUUAUCGGAGUUAUGCUCUGGUUCUUUCCUCUCCCUCCCCGCCCACAUUCACUCAGUUACCAGGUCUGACCAGUCUACAUUCUAAAGACCUCUUGCACCCAUUGGCAUACUUUUUUCCGGCCACUACCUUGUUUGGACCACCCUGCCAUCAUUCAGCCGAUUACUCCAACACUUCCCCUGUCUUCCUGCAACAGCCCCUCUGCAUAAGACCCUUUGGGGGCCCCUUGUAUUGCCAAGGAAAAGUCCGGACUCCUUUUGUGACUGGAAAGGAUCUCAGCCUCCCGGGUCGCCCUUACUGAACUUCCGGCUCCUCAAACUCGCCCACUUUCCCCAGCCAAUGAGUUUUGCACAUGCUGCCCCCUCUGACCCUCUUCUUGGGCUGACUAAUGCCCUCUUGUUCAUGUCUCCACCUAGCCCACCUUCUCUGAAGCCCUGGUCUGGGUUGGUGCCCUCUCUCUGGCACACCAGGCCCCUCAUCGUGGCACUGCCACCCAUUCUGGAUGGCCUGCUGUGUUUUCCUUGUCACCACUAGAUAUUUCAGGUCUACUAGGGCAGGAGAUGAAUCUGUCUUGUUCGUGGUUGCAUUUUUUGUACUUUGAAAAGUGAAUGGCACGUAAUAAGUGCUGUGUAAACAUUUCUUCAGUGCAUGAAUUGAUGUGCCUGGGCAUCUUGCGGAAGCAGGAGGGCAGCCCCAGGAGACGGCGUGUUUUUCUGGGAACCAGGGGCUGGGGCCAAGCUGGUCUGACAGGAGAACCACACGUGAGCAGCAAGAUAUUUCUCAUUCAGCCAAUGGAGAUUAUCUUGUGGUGGCAUGUGCCAAUCUUACAGAAUAUUAAAGUAGCUAAAAAGAUUGCACUAGGACACUUAGGCAAAGAUUUGGGUUAUCAUUCAGAUUUCUGCAAAUAAUAAAACUUAAAUGACUAAAAAAAUACUUUAAAUGCAAACUUAUAAUAACCAUUGUAAAUUAAGUGCCCAAAUUUGAUAAAUACCUAAAUAAUACUUUCUGUUGAAAUCUUGUGCUCUUGCCUAUGUUACAUAUAGCGGUUUGGAUAUGCUUGUUGAGUCAAAAUUUAUAUAGUAUAGAUGUGAAAUUAUUGUGAACACCCUGGCUUGAAAGCCACUCUGUGUAUAUAGAGUUAAACAUGCCGAAGGGUGACACACCCUGAAUGACAAGCUUGUAUUUUCUUAACAGGACCGUCCACUUUAACAGGAAGGGAAGGGAGAUGAUGAGUUGUAGAACCCUUGGAUACCAGAAACAGCUCCAAAUCUCUGAGUAUGUCACACUCACAAAUACCAUCUGAGCAUUAGGGACAGAGAAGUGGGGGCUCACAGACUGAAGCAGCUUCGCAGAGCUUAGCAUUCACCGAGCUGAAGCUUGUGUUUGAACUUGCACGAGCUACCAGCCCCAUCUCUGGGACAUUUCUUUUUUAACUUCAAAUGUAAAUGUGACUUUUUUCCGUGAUCACCUUUCUUUUCCUUUUUCUUAAAGGAUGAUUAUUACUAAAGAGUAAUGGAAAAGAAAAUUCUAAAAUACAGCCUCUGGGAUCAUGCUAAUUUUAUGUGUUGAAAUAACAUAAUUGGUUUUCUCAUUCUUAAAACAUAAAGUUUUGAACAGCCACCAGGGUAUGUCAACUAAAACUCAAACUACAACCUCCAGGAAGUUAUGAGUCAGAAAAACAAGAUUAGGUAAAUGUCUCUAUAAACAUUGUAACUGGGGACCACUGAAAAAUGCCUGCACAGAGUUUUUGGGGAAAGAUGGCUUUGCUGUGUCUAAUAGAAGAUAUUUUAAUAUCUAGGAACUCCUCCAGGAUUUUUUGUGGGGUAGGUGGGAAGCCUUACAGAUGACUCACAUUUAAAAUAAUAUUUUAAAGGUGAAUUGAAAAUGAUUCCACAUAUAUUUAAAUUACUACACGUUGUAAAACUCUUACAUUAGCAAAAGUAAUUUUGCAAUCCCAGGGACGGACAAAAAUAGAACUUAUCAUAGAGUGUUGCUAUAGUGACUACCAGCAAUUUAUGACCGUGCCUAUCUCUGUGUCUGUUAUUCCAUUAUCAGUAAGUAGCUAGUAUUUGAAGGAGUAAUUAUAGGGCAAAUACCACCUUCUAAAGAUUUAUAAUGCUACAGUGUGUCAGCAGAUCACUUCUGCACCCACAUAACCUGUAUACACUGUGCCCAUUUGUGGGACUGUGGAAUUUACAUCUCAGGCAGGUCAACAAAGGGCAUUAUUUUAAAAUAAAUUGCAGGAGAUGACAGUUAAGGUGUCUCUGUGUCACUUGUAUAUUUGCUUUUAAAAAAAAACUGUCUCUUUGUUUUGAUUUUUAAUUACAUAAGUAAUAUGUCCUAGGAAAUACUGAAAAACAUAAGCAACGAAGGACCCCAGGGAUCGAGUAUUUUUCUCCUGCAGAGAUAACUGCUGCGAACAUUUUGCUACAUGCACUUCAACACUUUUUCUUAGCAAAAAUGGAUUCAUACACCCUAAGCUAAUUGCAACUUGUUUUUUU